AUGUUUUAUGCACAGUUUGUAUUAUCGAAAAAAGGUCCUUUGGCCAAAAUUUGGCUUGCCGCGCACUGGGAGAAAAAACUCUCAAAAGCCCAGAUUUAUGAGACAAAUGUUCAGGAUGCUGUGGAUGAAAUACUUCAACCCAAAGUAAAAAUGGCUUUGCGUACGACUGGUCAUUUAUUGUUAGGUAUUGUUCGAAUAUAUUCUCGGAAGGCGAAAUAUCUUCUCGCCGAUUGCAAUGAAGCAUUUUUGAAAAUUAAAAUGGCAUUUCGACCUGGACAAGUUGAAUUAGAUGAUGGUGGUCACCACAUUGCUAUCAGCGCUGCUAUCAAUCUUCCAGAAGUUUUUCAUGAUUUCGAUGCUGCUUUACCUGACUUUAAUGAAUUAGAUGUGCAUGCACAACUUCAUAUCAAUCAAAGUCGACUUGAUGAUAUUACUUUGAAGGAAGAUCUUAUUCCGGAAGCAGCAUCAGAUAUGCCAUUUGGGGAGGAAUUUGGAGGUGACGAUUUUGGUGAAAAUUCACUUGGUUUUUUCAACGAUAAUAUCGAAGAACCUCGUGAACGAGUGUCCGAUGUCCUGGAAAAUUUAGGUGGAACGAUUGUGAAAUCAGGAGCAACAAUGCUGGAAGAAUCUCGGCCAAAUGAAAUUAGAAAUGACGAUAUCAAUUUAAAAGAGAUAGACGUUGAUAUUGCUGAUCAACUCGGAAUGCCGUUGCCUGAUGAUGAUUUUGGAGAUUUUCCUACUGACAAUAUGUUAGAUGAUGUAAUUUUCAAUGAAAAUGAGUUAGCAAAAAGUUUGGAUGCAAUGGAAGCACCUGGAGCAGAUCAAGAUAUCCCUUUGGAAACGGAUGACAUUGCAGCAGCUGCUAUAGCAGGCCUUGUUAAUCCUACUGCUGGUGUCCUAACCAGUGAGAGUUUUGCUCUUGAACCCUUGGAUGUAGCAGCUGUUGUGGUUGCUGGAAUUGAAAAACCAGGCCGGUCGAAGCGGAAACGUAGAUUAGUAAUUGAUGAGCAAAAAAAUAUUUCUGGUGAUGAAAUGAAAGCAAAUAUGGCAGAUUUUAGGGACACUUUGCAGUCAUUAGACCUAGCACCACCCACGAAGAAGCUGAUGAAGCUUAAAGAAACUGGAACAGCCGACAAAUUAUUCAUUAAUCCGGGAUGUCCACAUCUGCGGGCUAAAUGCUUAUUAAGAGUAAAAAUUCAGAGACAGUUUGCAAUGUAUUGGACUUUUUGCGAAUCAGAUGAGUUUCACAACUCUUUCAUUUUACAGCUUUACAAUGCGAAUCUUGUUUAUCGUGUACAUUGCGCCAACGUAGUAAAUGUUGAUCAGAUAAAGAGAGAUCUGGAAAUGGUCGAAAAUGUUGACGUUAAUAUUGAGCCUGAGGGAAGCAUUGUCUCAGGAUUCAUGGAUGACCGUAUGGAUGAUUUUGAAGAAACUCAAUUAGCAGUGUUAUCACCGGAUGAGAAUUUAGGCCCUCUUGACACAAUACAAGAGGAAGAAAUUUCUGCUGUGCCAGAGGAACAAAUAUGUACCGAUAUUGCCAGUCCUGAAAAAAAGAAAGAGCGUAAAAGUCGACCUGAGCGUACGAUUGAUGAGGAUGAGACUGGUGGUGAUGGUGAAGAUGAACAUAGGUGGACAAAAAGAACGCAAAAUGUCUUGAAUUCUAUUUCAAGCAAGAUCAAAGCUUCGGCUGAUGGAAAAAUACUUUUUACCGAUCUUUUAACGAAGGGGUCAACACGAAAAACUGCUGCACAGAAAUUUUCAAUGUUACUUGUUUUAAAAAAGUGGCAAGCAAUCGACUUGUGUCAAGCAGAACCCUAUGGAGAAAUUGAGAUUUCUGCUGGUCCUAAUAUCACAUCUGCCGUUUCUUCUUAA
Thelazia callipaeda (thelaziosis nematode) is the source of this 1872-nucleotide messenger RNA. The record is from the annotation of a GenBank genome assembly. NCBI's taxonomy places the organism in Eukaryota, Metazoa, Nematoda, Chromadorea, Rhabditida, Thelaziidae.